AUGAAUGGUCACUCCACCUCUACAUACGAUGCACCGCGAGCUAGUGGCUGGAACGGUUCUGACUUCUUGAUCGACCCCGGAACAUACGUCUUCUACAACUCAACCAUGACGCGUAACCACGAAGUCUACAGAAACUCACCAGGAGAAUACUCAACCGACCUCGUAGCCAACGCCGCAGUCUCCUUCCUAGACGAAGCCAUCGCAGCACCAGACCGACCAUUCUUCAUCGGCGUCGCACCCAUAGCCCCCCACUCAGAAACAAUCACCAACCCACGCCCCACAAAGUUCAACCUACCCGUCCCCGCAAAGCGACACGAGCAUCUCUUCCCCGACGUAAAAGUACCCCGAACGCCAAACUUCAACCCCUCAAAACCAGGAACAGCAUCCUACUUCUCCACCCUGCGCCUGCUCAACGCCUCAGAAAUCGCCUACAACGACGCCUGGUACCGCGCACGCCUGCAAACCCUCCAAUCCGUCGACGACCUCAUCGAGUCCAUCAUGAACCGUCUGAGCGAAACCCCCGAGGUGCUGGAAAACACUUACUUGAUAUACACGACCGACAACGGCUUCCACAUCAGCCAACACCGGCUCCCACCCGGCAAAUCCUGCGGCAUAGAAGAAGACAUCAAUAUCCCUUUCUUCAUCCGCGGCCCGGGCGUUGCCAAAGGCGCUGUGAUGGAGAUUCCGAGUAGUCAUACGGAUAUCGUGCCUACGCUGUUUCAUCUCGCUAGUAUACCAGCCCGGGAGGACUUUGACGGGGAGGUUAUUCCUGUUACGGGGGCGAUGCAGGAAAAGGGUGGGAAGAGCGAACAUGUUAAUGUUGAGUUUUGGGGGGAGUAUCUUGUGGAGGGGAAUACGUUUUAUGGGCGAGAUGGGUGGGCGGAGAAUACGUAUAAGACGACCGACCCCUACCAACUCACCAACCUCCUCUCCACACCCAACACACCCAACACAUCCACCUCCACCACCAUAUCCUCCUACCCCAUCCUCCCCCUAACCGCCCGCCUCGACGCCCUCCUCCUCACGCUCAAGCGCUGCAAAGGCCGUGUGUGCACGCGACCAUGGGAGAAACUGCAUCCCGAGGGCAAUGUACGUAAUCUGAAAGACGCUAUGCAUGAAAGGUACGAUGUGUUUUACUUGGAGAAGCAGAAGAAGGUUAGCUUUGACGAGUGUGCCAAAGGACAGAUUUUGAGCGUUGAGGGGCCGCUGGAGCCGGUGAGUUGGAGGGAGGAGUGGGAUGAGUGGAGUUGGGGGACGUGA
This is a messenger RNA of Alternaria triticimaculans, 1260 nucleotides long. RefSeq lists its product as uncharacterized. The transcript has 4 exons. Lineage: Eukaryota; Fungi; Ascomycota; Dothideomycetes; Pleosporales; Pleosporaceae. Bases 1 to 1260 code for a protein of 419 amino acids. Gene Ontology annotation, molecular function: N-acetylglucosamine-6-sulfatase activity; glycosaminoglycan binding. The record is from RefSeq and is a predicted model, not a curated record.